AUGCCGCUCAUACCACUAGAAAACGCAAUCAAGGUUCAAGCCCCCGUAUUCGACUUUCUAGUGGAUCAUGAGGUGUGGGAAACGUUCUUUGACGAAAUUAAGUCGAAGAAUGCAGGCAAAUCCCUGGACAAGAUCCCGCAAUGGCCCUUUAAAAUGACAUCUGAAACGAUGCAAAGCACCCACCCUUCAUCACGCGAGUACACCGAGCAUCUGAAAACCUUCACGUGUCUCAUGCGCAAGCAUGCCAAAAGAGAGUCUUUAUUAUCCGAUAUCAGCCCGAAAGCCGCUCGUUUGAACGCCUCUUCUUCGUCUGUCCCGAAAAUUCCUUUGCCUGCUUUGAAUCUAGCUCCCGGUGCCUGGUCAAAUGACGCUGUUGCCCCAGUCAUGCAGCCACCUUCAACCGUUCCACACGAAAUCAACGCGGAAACACUAGCGGCUUCCCUGCCGCCAAACCUAUCCGAGAACCAGCAGAGACAGUGGUUCUGGGAACUUGUCGCUGGAAACAAUACCUUCAGACCCCCGAUCAUCGGCCCCUUCCAGAUGAAGCUCCCGGCGCACAUCCCGCUCAACACCUGCGUCACCGGUCCUGACCUUCAGAGGCUUCAGAGGAUCAAGUCAGCCUUACUCCCGCGAGGUUCUACUCUCAAGGUAGAGAUUUCAACAGGGGAAGAGAGCGAUGAUGGACUCAGCGCAAUUCUCACUUUGGGAUUUGCAAAAGGAUACGGAGGCAAGGUCUAUGAUCGGGUUGAGCUGCUACGAUUCUGGGAUUGUAUGACAGACUGGCUCUCCAUGGUGUACGAUGGAGCAGCGACGCCACUGUAUGGCCAUCUGUUAAAAUCCCUUGUUUCUCGCAGUGGUAUCGUCAGUACAGCCUCCAAGGGUCUUGAGGGUUUGUACGCCAAGCACCGUGAGAUGGUCACGGAGACUCUGGAAGAGCAAGAGUAA
Fusarium verticillioides 7600 is the source of this 945-nucleotide messenger RNA. RefSeq lists its product as hypothetical. The transcript has 2 exons. Lineage: Eukaryota; Fungi; Ascomycota; Sordariomycetes; Hypocreales; Nectriaceae. Bases 1 to 945 code for a protein of 314 amino acids. The record is from RefSeq and is a predicted model, not a curated record.